GAAAGAGCGAAGCACGCGGCGCGGUUCUUUCAGGGAAAUCGUGCGAGACACGUUUCGAAAUUUCAAAUAAUGUCCAUCCGGAGGAAAAAUUGCACUGUACCGCGGGAUAGGGUUAAAUUAAAGUGCGCUAUUUAAAACAAAGUGUUUGGUGAUUUAGUGUCCUAACAUGCUUGCCAAAUAAAUAACCCCCACAAUGGCAAUACACAUAACCUUACUAAUAAUCGCUUUAAUAUUAAUUUACUACACCUCCGGCGAGCAGCAAAACUCCCUAACCUCAAGAACAGUGCGUACGAAAUACGGCGACGUGAGCGGGGUCAUCGUGACCCUCGAGUCAAAACAUUUGGAACCUGUGGAGGUGUUCAGAGGUAUCCCGUAUGCAUCUCCGCCGCUGGGCAGUUUGAGGUUCAUGCCCCCCGUCACGGGGGCACUGUGGUCGGGCGUGAAAAUCGCCGACAAGUUCAGUCCGGUUUGUCCUCAACGUCUUCCCGAUAUCGCGAACGAAACGGCCGCGCUCAAGAGGAUGCCAAGAGGCAGGCUGGAGUACUUGAAGAGGUUGUUGCCUUAUUUACAGGAGCAGAGCGAGGAUUGCUUGUAUUUGAAUAUUUAUGCGCCCGUACAAGCUGGAACUAGAGAAGGAAGUUCGAGCAGUCCAAAGUUUCCCGUCAUAGUUUUUAUACAUGGAGAAAGCUACGAGUGGAAUUCUGGAAAUCCAUACGACGGCAGUGUACUGGCCAGUUACGGAGGAGUAGUAGUCGUCACUGUCAACUACAGGCUAGGAAUUCUAGGAUUUUUAAAUGCAAACACUGAUCCUUACUCAAGAAGUCCAGCUAACUAUGGUCUUAUGGAUCAAAUAGCAGCUCUGCAUUGGAUUCAAGAAAAUAUUGCAGUUUUUGGUGGGGACCCAACAAAUGUAACAGUAGUGGGACAUGGGACAGGAGCUGCCUGCGUGAAUUUCCUGCUAACGUCCAGUGCAGUUCCAGAAGGCGUUUUGUUUCACAGGGCCAUCCUGAUGUCGGGCUCGGCUCUGUCGCCGUGGGCCCUGGUGCAAGAACCGUCCAGAUACGCCGCGCACGUGGCCAUCCACGCGAACUGCUCGCCCGAGCUGCCUCAUCUGCAUCUGUUGAAGUGCCUUCGCGAGAAACCGCUCGAGAAGCUCAUGUCGACGCCCGUCGCGGCGCCCGACUUCGCCUUCGCCUUCGGCCCGAGCGUCGACGGCGUCGUCAUCGAUACGGGAGAACCGCCAGGUGACAACAAUCCCCACUACAACGAGUUCGACAGCAACAAACCUGCCAAAGUGGAGCCCCCUCAAAACGCCAUUAACAUACUAAACAACGUGCUCCUACGCAAAUCGGUUGUAUCGAAACUAUCUCGCUACGACUUGCUACUAGGGGUCGUGAAAGCCGAGUCCUACUUCGCUUUCAACGGCGAAGACGUGCAGUACGGCAUCGAAGCCGACAGACGGUCCAAAAUACUGCGCACUUUUGUACGCAACACCUAUAGCUAUCACCUGUCCGAGAUACUCGCCACCAUAGUCAACGAGUACACGGACUGGGAGCGGCCCGUUCAGCACCCGAUCAACAUCAGGGACGAGACCCUGGAGGCGCUGUCAGAUGCCCAGUACGUCGCCCCUGUGGUGCACACCGCCGAUCUGCAUUCCGCAGAGCAUAGGAAUUCCUAUCUGUAUGUUUUUGAUUACCAGACGAAGUCGGGGGAUUAUCCGCAGAGACAGGGUUGUAUUCACGGCGAAGAGCUCCCCUACCUAUUCGGCGCCCCGCUCGUCGGAGGCUUUAUGCACUUCGUGAAAAACUACACCAAAUCGGAGAUGGCGCUGUCGGAAACCACUAUGAUCUAUUGGAGCAAUUUUGCGAGAACCGGAAAUCCUAACGAGCCUUCAGAGGGGAGACAGGAAAGGAGCAGAUUUAAAAAUGUCGAGUGGACAGCUUACGAGGCUGUACAUAAAAAAUACCUUAACUUAGACACAAAACCGAAACUGAAAAACCACUAUAGAGCGCACCGGCUGUCUUUCUGGCUCAACUUGGUGCCGGAUCUUCACAAACCGGGCGGGGACGACGUCCCGAUGUCCCACCACGAGCUCCCCGACGACGAACCGCCCCCCCAAAAUGCCGCAGCUCAACCCCCGAAAACCCACCACCACCGAAAACCCGCUCGGCAACGAAAUAAGCAAAUUGAAUAACGGGACGAACCAUUCCGCACUCGCUACGGUAGCGCCUCAGGACUCCACGGAGAGGGUGGAAGAAUUAGGUGGGAUAAGUACUACGAGUCACUCUAUCGAGGAUGGUUUUGCAGCAUAUUCAACUGCCUUAAGUGUUACAAUAGCAAUAGGGUGUUCACUUUUGAUAUUAAAUGUGCUAAUAUUCGCUGGGGUUUACUAUCAAAGGGAUAAAACCAGGAUGAACGAGCAUGGAGACCCAACAAAAAAACGUAAUGAAAAUGGACAAAUGCCCAAUAAUAUAUGUGGUGAUUUGGAGAGUUCUAUACUGGGAGUUAAAGGUGAUCCAGCUACAAUCUUGGGCCACCAUCAUUCGCAUCACCAACUACCACCUCCAGAGUUCGCGGAUUUGCCACAAAACAACGCGACACUACCACGACCUCCCCCUCCCCCAAAAAUAUCCAAAGUUAACACCCUGACAAACAAAGUUCCAGAAAAUCAACCACUACUGUCAUCGCAUAGUAUACAACUUAUCAACACGGGGACUUUAACGAAAAAAAACACUCACAUGAACUCUAAGCAAAACACAAAAAUGGAGGAGUUAAGGGUGUGACGUCGUAACUUAGUGAUCAAUUGCUCAAACUUUAUCGUUUAGUGCGACACUAGGACUUUAUCUUUCAAAAAGAAAGUUCUUCUUGACAGAUGAAACAGUGACUGGAGAACCUAGAUCAACGUAGAACUCUGUCUGCAGUGUGCGCGAAAAAAGGCAAAGACUAUCUGAUCGUUUUCAAUUCGAAAAUCGUAAACACUUGAAUGUUUAUUAAACUAUUAAAGAGAGAAAAACUGUGAAUAUUAGAUAAGCACUACAGCGUUGUGAUUUUUUCUUCUGUCCAUUGUAUCGAUGAUUAUGAUGAAAAAGACCAAAGAUUUUUCGUUUAAGUUCGUUUUUUAUAUUAUAUAUUUAUUAUAGCGAAUUACAACGGCUGUAGCUAAAUGAAUUAUAAAGUUUUUUGUGACGAGGCUGCAUUUAAAAAAAGAUCGCUAAUUUGAGUGUUUAUGUUUCUGUUUUUGACGUUUUGGUUAAUGAUGAUUUUUUUCCUUUGACUUAUUAUGCAAAUACGUUCCUUUUUAGUUUCAAGAAAUUUUAAUCAAUACUUUCCAGGCAUUAUACUUCAGUUAGUAUUAAGCCUUCUUUUAAAGACAUCAAUAAUAAAGUUAUUAUUUUAUUCUGUCAAUAAUUUACAAUUUUCAUCAUUUUAUCCUGUUUUUAUUUUAUCAUGUCAUCAUUUUAUUUUGCCAACAUUUUACCUUGUA
This is a messenger RNA of Brassicogethes aeneus, 3484 nucleotides long. The record is from the annotation of a GenBank genome assembly. Lineage: Eukaryota; Metazoa; Arthropoda; Insecta; Coleoptera; Nitidulidae.